This is a messenger RNA of Wyeomyia smithii (pitcher-plant mosquito), 1447 nucleotides long. RefSeq names its product protein immune deficiency (gene imd). Gene Ontology annotation, biological process: signal transduction. Lineage: Eukaryota; Metazoa; Arthropoda; Insecta; Diptera; Culicidae. The coding region runs from base 161 to 925 and encodes 254 amino acids. The transcript is spliced from 2 exons. Gene Ontology annotation, molecular function: protein binding. The record is from RefSeq and is a predicted model, not a curated record.
GGUCGAAAAUCGGUGAGCUGGUGCAAUAAAAAAUCCACUAUAAGUUUCGAACGUUUCAAGAUAUUAAAUCGAGUUCGCCAGACUGGUACUACAGUGACUAUAGUUGAAACCCCUUUGUUUUUAAAAACAAAAUAAAAACACACAAAGUUGAAGAAAAAUUAUGGCGAAAUUUAUAAACUUAUUUACAAAUUUGUUCCCCAAAACAAAUUCCAAGUUAGAAUCUGAUGCGGCAGUCAUACCACAACGAGCCAGUGGGACCUUCUCUGAGAGUGAUAAGUUAGAAUUGGAGAAUAAUAUCAACAUACAUUCAGUUCCAAAUACUGAAGGUUCCAACACACCUGUUGAUCAAUUGAUUGUUCCAUUUAACGUUAAUUCACCGUCUAGUUUGGAUCAGCAAAACAUUAUAAAUAAUGUGCGGAAUAACAUAUUAUCCGCUCCCCAAACAUCAAUUAGUAGCACUACUGGAGUUCAUGUGUAUCAGAUUAAAAAUGCAAGCAAUGUUCACAUCGGAAAUAGCAUAACUUUCAAUUCGGCCAAUCCAGUGGAUAAUCGCACAAAACCGCUAUCAACAAAUGGUGAUGUAAAAUGGUCAAACUUGAAAUUAUCAGAAACAAUUCGGCAAAUGAUGGAAUGCGAUGACGAUCUAGAUACUGGAAUGAUGGAUACUAUAUCCAGACAUUUGGGCUGUGAAUGGAAAAGUUUUGCUAGAACUUUGAAAUAUUCUGUAGGACAGAUUGAAUCAUUCGAGUGUGAUCAUAAAACCCUCUCCGAGCAAAUUUUUCAUUUUGUGUUGGACUGGUCUCGAAAUGACGACGAACCUUCCUUAGGCAAGAUGGUCAAUCUUUUAUGGAAACAAAACCACAAAGAAACUGUCUAUCAUAUGAAAAUUUUAUGGAAGAAACGAAAACAAAAUCCCAAUGUGUAAAUCACGAAGCUACCAUUUGGAAAAUAAUGAGUAUAUAUCUCUAGCUAUACGAGCUUUUGUAGUAUUUUUGAAACGCACCGUUUUUAACUCAGAGCGGUGGACUUAAAGCUCAAACUUAAACUUAGAUUAAACAUAUUGUCCUUUCAUAAAAAAAUUAGAAUGCAGGGUAUUUUCAAGAAAAAGAAGAAGCAACACCCGCAACUGACAGACAUCUCAAACACUGGUAAAAAAGUGCUGAAAGGAAUAGCACUCGAUACACGUUCAACUGGGGAUAGUGAAAUGUUCGUAAUUGAAAUACGAAAAUAUCCGAAGAAGGUUUAUUCUCUACACCUCAUUAGUUAAUUAUGGUCUUUUUAUUUGUUUCUUAAGUUUUCGUUUGUCUUGAUCGAGCAAAGACUAUCAUAUUCAUCAUCAAAGGCAUGAACGAUUAAUUGCCAUCAGCGAUGGGCACCAUUUCGCCUAUUUUAAGAUCGGUUAGUGAACAUGAUACGACAAUAUAGUACGGGUUUGUUAAAGUUCGCA